AUGACGGUCAAACGCAUGUCUGAGCGAGAGUACAUACUCGCCGUGCUAGCGAAAGCGCUGAACGUCAGCGUUCCCUCGCUGGACAUCUCCAAGAGCUUUACAGAACUGGGUGGCCACUCCUUGUCCGCUGUGGAGGUACAGCAUGGCUGCAAGAAUGGAAAGCUGGCGAACUCGCCCUCAGUACUAUCGUUGCUAGUAUCGCCAAGCAUUGAAGCACUGCUGCCAGAUGACGAGACCGAGAUCAGGUGUUUGAAACCUUUGCAAGAGGUGGCUCCCGUGAAACUCACAGCCAAGGAUCCCCUACAGUCCUCUGAUGGCAUCCAAGCCCACGCCGUGUCAGAGAUUGACAAUGGUUGCGUUGUGCCGGCUCUGGAGGAACCCGUUGUGCAGAAUGUCAAACUUGGCACAAUCCAACACUGCUCGGCGAUAGAAGCUCCUGCGACAGACAUGCAAGCCGGGCUCAUUCGCGGAUGCCGCAGCACUAUUAAUUAUUAUGAGACRUGGACCCUGGUCGAUGUAGUUCUGAUACAGCAUGCCUGGAAGAAGGUGAUUGCGGUUGAACCGAUAUUCCGCACAGAAUUCUUCGAAAACGACAGCGGUGAACUCAUGAUGCGGCUUGAGGAUCAGCACGGGAGCCAGAUAGAGUGGGAUGAAACCUUUACUUUUGACCAGCAAAGCUAUCAAGCGGCAAUCGACAAGGUCUUGGCACAGACACAGAAUGGGCCAGCAUUCCACUUCCACACCAUCGUCUUCGCAGCGAAGGACACAGGCCGAAGUGAGGCAACAAUCGUGCUAUCAGUUCAUCACGCACUGCUGGACGGCUGCUCGAUGGAUCUGCUGGUGGAGAAGGUGCGACGUGCAGCAUCAGGAGGGCCGCUCGCAGGGCCGGGCACGUCUUUCCUGAAUGCUGCAACGGAAGUCAAGAAGCUUCACCAGCACUACGGCGCAGAUGCGGAGGAAUUCUGGAGAGGUCGGCGGAUGUCACAUCCGAAUGCAACCCCUUCUAUGGGUCUCGCGCCGCCCAGCAUGGCAGACAAUACGCCUGGGAAGGGUGAAGUCAGCAUGAGCUUCAGUCAUCUCCAAGGGACGCUAGAGGCGCAGUGUCGAUCGCUCGGCGUCACGGUAGCGGCAUUUUUCCACGCAGCCUGGGCGCUUGUGCAGGCAGCGUAUAGCGACUCCGACGACGUUGUUUUGGGCACCAUUCUGAGCGGAAGAAAUCUGCCGGUCACCGGCAUUGGCUCGGUGGUUGGUCCACUGGUGAACUCACUUCCCCUGCAUGUGUCAAUCGCGCGAGACAUGGAAACCGCCGAAUUCGUCCAGCAGGUCUUUGUUGAUUUGGCGGAGAUGUCUGGUUUUCAAUGGAGCACGCCUGCGCACGGAUUCGAGCGGGAGUUUGAAGCCGCGUUAUCAGUCUCCUGUGGUUUGAAGUGUCCCAGCAAUGCCAAGCUGCAGCCGCUCCAACCGCCAACCUAUGUGUUUGAGAGCAGCAUACCUCUCAGUAUAGCCUUGGACCAGGCGUCACUAUCUAUGCGUCUCGUCUAUCAUACUCAGCGCUAUGACCGACAGAUGGCAGAAGGGCUGGCGGACAGCUUUGURAGUGCACUGACGGGACUCGCUAGCAGCAGUACCGGCACGGUGCAGCAAUGUCUGAGCAACGUGAUGACAGUACCCAUGCAGGGCCAUCUGCGAGUACUCGGGAAUUGCCUAUCAGGCGCGACCACACGUGCAGCGCACGAGACCCAAGAUCUUGUCGACGUGUUUGACGAGGCAGUGAAGCAAAACGGCGCGAAGACUGCUCUCGAUGUGGGAGAAGGGUGUAUCUGGACUUACUCCGACGUCAAUGAACAAUCACGCCAACUGGCCGCGGAACUCGCCCGGAUGGGACUCCAGCCGGGUGACGUAGUGUGCGUUCAUGCUGACGGUAGCGCUUCGUGGGUACUCGGGCUACUAGCUACGCUUCGCGCAGGUGGUGUCUUUUGUAGCCUCGAUGCCAGCCUUCCGCAUGCCCUUCGAUCCGCAAUGUUCAGGACAUCCGGCAGUCGCGUCUGUGUCGUCGGCCAAGAAUGGCAGCGGAAGUUCCUACCCGAGGAUGAUGUGCCAUGCCUUGUGGUUGAGACUGCGUUGCAAAAGAGGGCUGGCGAUAUCACAUCGGAACCCAGUCGUCUCAGUCAUCCUGAGACCACGCGAAUCUGUCGUGCCCGCGAGCCCGCCUAUCUAUGCUUCACAUCAGGGUCGACCGGCACGCCAAAAGGAGUGCUCUGUACGCACCAAGCCCUCGUGGCUUUCCAGAAAGAUGAAGCGGUACGACUGGGUGCCCGGACUGGCGUGCGCAUAGCACAAUUCAUGUCUCCAGGCUUUGAUGGGAGCAUCCAUGAGAUAUUCUCGGCGCUCUCUUAUGGAGCAACGCUGGUCCUGCGUCGCAACGUCGACCCCUUUGAAGUUCUGUCGCGCGUGGAUAGCGCCAUCAUGACUCCAUCUGUAGCGCGCACAAUCUCCCCGCAGGAGUUCCCAAAUCUGCAAAGAGUGAGCCCUCUGCGACUAUCGGUAGUUCUUGGAGCUAAUGAAAACGCAGGUCUACCUCGUUGGUGA
Molecule: messenger RNA, 2589 nt
Organism: Ramularia collo-cygni
Lineage: Eukaryota; Fungi; Ascomycota; Dothideomycetes; Mycosphaerellales; Mycosphaerellaceae
Exons: 1
Coding region: 1-2589 (862 amino acids)
Biological process (GO): secondary metabolite biosynthetic process; amino acid activation for nonribosomal peptide biosynthetic process
Cellular component (GO): cytoplasm
Molecular function (GO): catalytic activity; phosphopantetheine binding
Source: RefSeq, a predicted model, not a curated record